Emiliania huxleyi CCMP1516 is the source of this 372-nucleotide messenger RNA. RefSeq lists its product as hypothetical. Gene Ontology annotation, cellular component: cytosol. Lineage: Eukaryota; Haptophyta; Isochrysidales; Noelaerhabdaceae. The annotation marks the transcript as partial. The record is from RefSeq and is a predicted model, not a curated record. The transcript has a single exon.
GGAGAGCGCGAGGGGCGCGGCGUCUUCCGGCUCGCCAACGGCGACGUCUACGACGGCGAGUGGAAGGCGGGAAAGCGUGAGGGGCGCGGCGUCGAGCGGCACGCCGACGGCAGCGUCUACGAGGGCGAGUUCAAGGCGGGUAAGAAGGAGGGGCGCGGCGUCUACCGGCACGCCAACGGCAAUGUCUACGACGGCGAGUACAAGGCGGGUGAGAGGGAGGGGCGCGGCGUCAUGCGGUACCCCGACGGCAGCGUCUACGACGGCGAGUGGAAGGCGGAUAAGAAGGAGGGGCGCGGCGUCUUCCGGUUGGCCGACGGCAACGUGGUGUCGGUCUUCUUCAAGCAGGAUGCCCCCGUCGGCGAGGGCGUCGUG